UGCAGGCUGUCCAGGCACUUCGGCUUCCGUACUUUGCGUUCGGACAUUGGUACAGAUAGAGAAGUUUUGUUCGUGCAAGUUGCGCUAGCAGUGUAAGAACGUUGAAGUCGGAGCGAUGUUGACGGCACGCAAAGUCCUGUGGAACGCGACGCGGCUCAUGGAGAGCGUCGCCGCGCCGAAGAGCUUGCAUGUGUCACGGGCCUGCAUCUCCACGGGUCCACAGCAGCAGCAUGGAACGUUCUACGAGUUCCGCACGUACUGCAUCUAUCCGCACCAGAACGCGGCGUUCUUGCGCCUCACCAACGAGAAGAUCCACCUGCGCACUGCGCACUCGGAGCUGCUGGGAUACUGGAGCGUGGAGUACGGCGGCCUCAACCAGGUCUUCCACAUCUGGAAGUAUGACAGCUAUUCUCAGCGGGCAGGGGUGCGGGCAGCCCUAGCUCAGGACCCCAGCUGGUUGGAGCAGUACAUCUCCAAGGCCAUCCCCAUGCUCUCCUCACAGGACAACGAGGUCACCUACCUGGUACCCUGGAGCAAGAUCCAGCGGCCACCCAAAGAAGGAGGUGUGUUUGAGCUGACUUCGUUCCAGAUGCGUCCAGGCGGCCCAUCGGUGUGGGGUGCGGCGUUCCAAGCUGCGGUCAGCGCUCACGCGGCCGUCGGCUACGCCUGGCCCGUAGGGGUCUUCCACAACGAGUUCGGACCAAUGAACCGCGUGCAUGUUCUUUGGUGGUAUGAAGGGGCAGAUCAGCGUGCAGCUGACAGACACAAAGCUCAUGGGGACCCUCGAGUGGUGGCCGCAGUGAGGGAGAGUGUGUCUUAUCUGGCGUCCCAGCAGAAUAAGCUCAUGUUCCCCACAUCGUUUUCCCCCAUGAAGUGAGGUCACCCCCCAACGCCCCGCAUCCCCAAACCCAAUGCCCCUUUAUCCCACUACCCCUUUACUGCCCCUUACCCUGCCCCACUAC
Molecule: messenger RNA, 962 nt
Organism: Alosa sapidissima (American shad)
Lineage: Eukaryota; Metazoa; Chordata; Actinopteri; Clupeiformes; Clupeidae
Gene: nipsnap3a
Product: nipsnap homolog 3A (C. elegans)
Cellular component (GO): mitochondrion
Source: RefSeq, a predicted model, not a curated record